Ostrea edulis (European flat oyster) is the source of this 659-nucleotide messenger RNA. RefSeq lists its product as uncharacterized. The transcript has a single exon. Lineage: Eukaryota; Metazoa; Mollusca; Bivalvia; Ostreida; Ostreidae. The record is from RefSeq and is a predicted model, not a curated record. Bases 58 to 435 code for a protein of 125 amino acids.
AUUAAAUUAUAUUACAAAAAUCAGCCUGAACUUUAGCAAUUGGGAAAGAAAAAGAGGAUGAAUAUGCAAGGAUUGUUUGUUUCCGUUAUAGUUAUUGUUUUCAUACUCUCUACCGGCACCCAAGGGUCUAUUACUUCUGCAUCUCUUCAAUGUAACAGAGAAUGUACGAAGGAAAAGUUAGAGUGUUCUAACGAGUGCCGUAUGGAGGAAGAGGCCAUUGACCGACCAGAAGUUAUCGGAUGUCUUCGAGAAUGCAGGCUUGAAACUGAAGAAUGCGAGAACGAAUGCGCCUGCCUGAGUCUUUGCGCUCGAGAACUACAAGGUUGUGAGAAGAGUUGUCAGUCACAUCCGUUUCAGAAUGACCACAAUAAAAGUGAAUGUUUAGAGGAGUGUUCUCAUGACGCCGAGGAAUGUAAAGACGUCUGUGACGAGUAGAACGUUCGCUCUGAUACAUUAACUUUAUUUAAAUUUUCACGAUUUUUAAUCUUGAAAUGAUGAGAUUUGUGGAUUCAUUACCUAAAGUUAUACAAACUUUCCAGAUUUGACUGAAUCGAAUCAUUGUAUGAUGAAAUAUUAUGAUACCGUUCCUCUGUAAGCUUUUGUUAAUGCAGUGUGUUUGUACAUGUGAAAUUAAAUACAAAUUCAUCUUCAAUGUGUAA